AGCGCAUCGACGCAUGCCUGGGCAUCCACCAGCGCUUCGAGGAGAACGCGUGCUGAGUUGCCACUCAUUCGCUGCCAAAAUGCCCAUCGAGCGCUGCUGCCGUUGCUCCGACGUUGCUGUCCCAGCUCAAGCGAGAGAAUGCAGACAACAUCCGGCUCGCGGUUGCUGCUGCGCUGUCCGAGGCGUCUUCAGAUGACGACGCAGCCGUCUACCGUGUGACGAGGCAGCUGUCGACUGUUGGCGCAAGCUCUGGCUGCUGCCCGCGCGGAGCGAUCGUCUGCUUCUACCACGGCCCUGUGUACGGCCCCUUAGUUGGACGCGUGAAGCUGAUGCUCACAGACCCGGGCUCCGCCCACGCACUCGUCAUGCCGGAUGGCUACAUCAUCAACGGCAAGACGUCGGGCGCGACUUCGGACGGAUCGGAUGAGAGCACGCUGCUCGCCGGCCCAUUGUGCCAGCACCCGCCAAAGGGGAGGCAGCCAAACGUGAUGUUUUAUCCUGCUGUGUGCGACGUGGCGGCGAUGCCGGCCGCGGCGGCUGCCUCGAUCGACAAGGUGGCCUGGUAUGACACGGCGCCGCUCACGUUUGACGCGCGGCAGGAGACGCGCACCAUGGUGCUGGUGGCGCUUCGCGACAUCACCGACGAGGAGCUGUUCGUUGACUACAGGUACAUGCCUGGAGACAACCUCCCGAAGUGGUACUCGCCGGUGGCGAGGGAGGGAGAGGUCCCGCAGGAGAAGUGGGACCCGCCCCGACCCAACUUUGACUGGUUCAUACACGCAUGAGAGGUCGCGUGUUGGCCGGCGGGCGAGGGCUAGUUAUUUAACGGCUUAGUUAUUUAAAUGCAUACGUCGUGCGUGUGA
Emiliania huxleyi CCMP1516 is the source of this 863-nucleotide messenger RNA. RefSeq lists its product as hypothetical. The record is from RefSeq and is a predicted model, not a curated record. The transcript is spliced from 3 exons. NCBI's taxonomy places the organism in Eukaryota, Haptophyta, Isochrysidales, Noelaerhabdaceae. The coding region runs from base 330 to 785 and encodes 151 amino acids.